CAGAGACCUGGUGUGAAUAGAAGCCUGACCUGGUUCACUGCUCAAAACAGAAAAAACAAAGGACAAAAAAAAUGGAAUGGAGUCUGUUUCUGCUCCUUCUGAUGGGUCACUGUUCUUUCCUAAUGGGUCAGCUCUAUAACUACCACUAUAUCAAACAGAACAUGAAUUGGUCUGCAGCCCAGGCGUACUGCAGACGUGAACACACUGACCUGGCCACUGUGUACAACAUGAGGGACAUGAACAGACUCUGUGGUGACAGUUGUAAAGAAGGCUGGAUCGGGCUGCAUGACCAACAACACACCGACAGGACAUGGCACUGGUCUCUGCCUGGGGUGGAGUACAAUGAAAGUGACACAAAUUGGGCAGAAAAUGAACCGAAUGACAAAGAUGGACCAGAAAACACUGUAGAGAUGUUGAAGAAUUUUAAAUGGAUUGAUGUACCUGACAGAUCUAAUCCAUCUUUUAUCUGCUAUGAUGAAACGGGUCCAUCCAAAUACAUAGAGAUCGCAAACGAGAUGACGUGGUUAGAGGCUCAGAAAUACUGCAGAGAACACCACACAGACCUGAUCAGUGGUCAAGACCAGUUAGAUGACCUGAAAAACCACACCAAACUAAACGGGACACGCUGGAUGAUUGGCCUUUUUAGAGACACAUGGAGGUGGUCAGACGGAAAUGGUUCCUCUUUUAGGAACUGGGACCAGACACCACAGUCGAAUCAUUGUGCUGCGAUCACGAGAGAUGGAAGAUGGAGGAGUGAAUCUUGUGAAACUAAGAAGCACUUCUACUGCUACAAUGGUUGGUUUUCUGUUACCUCCGCCAAGGAGGUUUUGUUUUCAUCGGGGUUUGUCUGUUUGUUUGUUUUUUUGUUUAUUUGUUUGUUCGUCUUUUAGCAAGAUAUCUCAAAAAGUUAUGGACAGAUUUGGAUGAAAUUUUCAGGAAAUGACCCUCAAACUGUGCGAAUAUAACUUGUGCAAAAAAAAAUGUAUCUCAUGGAAAUACAACAAUUUUGCCUCGUUUUUCUAUUAAAAGUUUUUGUGCUGGCAAGAGCUGGUUUUUCGUGCAUAGCGCAAAUGGUAUAUCAGGCAAAAC
Sphaeramia orbicularis (orbiculate cardinalfish) is the source of this 1089-nucleotide messenger RNA. RefSeq names its product L-selectin-like. Bases 72 to 890 code for a protein of 272 amino acids. The transcript is spliced from 3 exons. Lineage: Eukaryota; Metazoa; Chordata; Actinopteri; Kurtiformes; Apogonidae. The record is from RefSeq and is a predicted model, not a curated record.